UGUUUUCACUCAGGUGCUUUUGUUGAUGAGAGUUGUGUCUAACAUCUUGGAGAAUCAGUUGAAAUGGUGGAGUCUUCUGGGAGAACAAAGGGGAAGCUAAGAUGGAGCAAAUUGUAUUCUUUUUCGUGUUUCCGGGCAAACACAGGAGAUGUGCAGGAGCUUAUUGGUCAGCCGGGUUUUUCCAGGGUAGUUUUCUGCAAUGAACCUCAACUACACAAGACCAAACCUUUCAAGUACACCAACAACUAUGUGUCCACAACUAAGUACAAUGUUGUGACUUUUCUUCCCAUAGCACUUUUCGAGCAGUUCCGCAGAGUUGCCAAUCUUUAUUUUCUGUUGACAGCAUGCUUAUCUGUUGUUAAUUUGGCUCCAUAUUCUCCCUCAAGUUUGAUCGCCCCCUUAGUCUUCGUUGUCGGAAUUAGCAUGCUUAAAGAGGCAGUGGAGGAUUGGCAAAGGUUUCUUCAGGAUUUGAGUGUGAAUAACAGAAGUGUAAAGACUCAUUUAGGAAAUGGGAUAUUUGUGGAUAAAUUAUGGAAAGAGCUUUGUGUGGGAGAUGUUGUUAGAGUUAGUAAGGAUGAAUAUUUUCCAAGUGAUCUCCUUCUUCUAUCUUCAAGCUACGAGGAUGGUGUUUGUUAUGUGGAGACCAUGAACCUUGAUGGAGAAACAAGUUUGAAGAUUAAAAGAUGCUUAGAAACCACACUUGGUGUAAAUGAGGAGAAGGAAUUCACUAGAUUCAAAGCUAGUAUUCGUUGUGAGGACCCGAAUCCAAAUCUUUACACCUUUGUGGGGAAUCUAGAGUUUGAAAAUAGAUCAUAUCCCUUGUGUCCUGCCCAGGUGCUUUUAAGAGAUUCGAAACUUCGAAACACUGAUUACAUUUAUGGAGUAGUAAUCUUUAGUGGACAUGAUACAAAAGCAGUAAGAAACUCAACAAGAUCACCAUCUAAGCGUAGUCGGAUUGAAAGAAAGAUGGAUUAUAUCAUCUACCUUCUCUUCUCAAUACUGGUACUAAUUUCAUUCAUUAGCUCCAUUGGUUCUGCUCUUGUUUUGAAAUAUGACAUGGUUAAGUGGUGGUAUCUUCGUCUGCAAAAUGAUGACAGAUAUUUCAAUCCAUCAAAUCCUGUAGUAUCAGCUAUCCUGCAGUUCAUCAGGGCCCUCAUAUUGUAUGGCUACUUGAUCCCCAUUUCUCUGUAUGUUUCCAUAGAAGUUGUGAAAGUUUUACAAGCUAUGCUCAUUAACAAGGAUAUAGAAAUGUAUGAUGAGGUGACAUGUAAGUCUGUUAAAGCACGAACUUCAAAUUUGAAUGAAGAACUGGGUCAGGUAGAAAUGAUUUUAUCAGAUAAAACGGGGACCUUGACUUGUAACCAGAUGGAAUUCAGGAAAUGUUCAAUUGCAGGAAUUUCUUAUGGAGGUGACAUAAAUGAAGUUGAUCUUGCAGCAUCAAGACGAAUGAAUGCUGAUGUCGAGGCAUAUCGAUUUAGUGUUAAUGAUUCUGAUACAACAAGUCAAAGCUACGAAAUGUUUGAGUUCUCGGUGGCUGAUAUUAAUGCUCAAAAGGCUGCUCCAGGUGGCCAUGAAGACAUGGCUAUUCCAAUUCUUGAAAACUCAAAGAUUUCUAAUGUCAGGAAAGAAACAUUUAUAAAGGGUUUCAACUUUAGGGAUGACAGGUUACUGAACAAUAACUGGAUUCACAAAUCGAACUCAAAUGACAUGACAAUGUUCUUCAGAGUCAUGGCUCUAUGUCACACAGGCAUACCUGUGGAAGAUGAUCAUACUGAUAAGCUAAAAUAUGAAGCAGAAUCACCAGAAGAAGUUGCUUUCUUGAUUGCUUCACAAGAGUUCGGGUUCCAAUUUUGUCGAAGAGCUCAAUCCACAAUGGUUCUAAAGGAAGUUGAUCCUUCCUCCGGAAAGGAGAUGGAGAGGGAGUACAAGCUUUUAAAUCUGUUAGAGUUCAGUAGUUCUCGGAAAAGGAUGUCGGUAAUUGUAAGUGAUGAAGAUGGACAGAUCUUUCUCCUUUGCAAAGGGGCUGACAGCAUUAUAUUCAGCAGGCUUGGAGAAAACGGUAGGUCAUACCAGCAGGAAACAACUUCUCACCUUUCAAGUUAUGCAGAAGAUGGUUUACGUACUCUAGCUUUCGCCUAUCGAAAACUUGAGGAGAGUGAAUACCAAAAUUGGAACUUGAUAUUCACAAAGGCUAAAACUACAGUAGGUCCUCAACGGGAGGAGUUACUAGAGAAAGCAUCAGAAAUGAUUGAAAAAGAUCUGAUUUUGCUUGGGGUAGCCGCUGUUGAAGACAAGUUACAGAAAGGGGUUCCAGAGUGCAUUGAUAAGCUUGCUCAAGCUGGGCUGAAAAUAUGGCUGCUCACCGGUGACAAGAAGGAAACCGCGAUAAAUAUUGGAUUUGCGUGCAGCUUGCUUCGCCAGGAUAUGAAACAAUUUGACAUAAGUAUGAGCAAAGAAGUUGAGUCUAACAACCAAUUGCAGGCUAUGAAAGCAGAAGUUUUAGAAAAAAUUGGAAGCUUUUACCGACUGAUGUGUGAAGAAAGCAAUAAGGAUUCACCUUUUUCCUUGGUGAUAGAUGGAAAAGCUCUUGAAAUUGCUUUGAGAAAUGAUGUGAGGGACCAGUUCUUACAAUUGGCUAUUAACUGUGCUUCUGUUAUAUGCUGCCGUGUGUCCCCUAAACAGAAAGCUCUGAUCACAAGAUUGGUGAAAAAAUAUACGGGCAAGACAACUUUGGCAAUAGGAGAUGGAGCAAAUGAUGCGGUCAUGGCUAGCGACUUCUCAUUACCACAGUUCCGUUUCCUAGAAAGACUGCUUAUAGUUCAUGGACAUUGGUGUUACAAGAGAAUCUCCAAGAUGGUUCUCUAUUUUGUAUACAAGAACAUUGCAUUUGGCCUCACCUUAUUCUACUAUGAAUUAUACACAAGUUUCUCCGGAGAGGUCUUAUAUGAUGAUUGGUAUAUGGUAAUGUUCAAUGUAAUGUUGACAUCCUUACCGGUUAUAUCAUUAGGAGUCUUUGAGCAGGAUGUUUCCUCAGAUUUAUGCCUCCAGUUUCCAGCCCUUUACCGACAAGGCCAAAAGAAUGUAUACUUCAGCUGGAGCCGGAUCAUUGGUUGGAUAUUGAACGGUGUGGUUGCUUCUCUGGUAAUCUUCCUAUCCAAUAUAUACAUUCUUUCCCCCACUGCAUUCCGGGAAAACGGACAGGUUUCUGAUAUUGCACAGCUUGGUGCAAUCACAUACACCUGCAUAAUCUGGACUGUCAACUGCCAAAUGGCGCUUGUAAUCACUCACUUCACUUGGAUUCAACAUCUAUUCAUCUGGGGUAGCAUCCUGUUGUGGUACAUUUUCCUCUUCCUGUAUGGCGCGCUCCCACCUGACUACUCCUACCGCACAUUUCAUCUCCUCCUGGAGGCUGUUGGACCUGCACCACUAUACUGGAUGGUCACAUUGCUGGUAGUGAUCGUUUCGCUACUUCCUUACUUCCUACACAUCGCCAUUCAACGAUCGUUCUUUCCUAUGGACGAUCACGUCAUACAAGAAAUGAAAUAUUACCGGAAAGAUGUGACAGAAAACCAAAUAUGGCUGAGGGAACAACACAACUCUCAGAUAAUGACUCAAAUUGGAUUCUCUGCAAGAGUAGAUGCAAGAGUUCAAGCAUUCAGAGGACAGUUGCACCAAAGAAAAAUAUUGAUACAAAGAUCUGUUACAAACAGCCCUAUAUAUAAAUAAUUGGCACAUAGAAGCUUGUUUUGAAAGGGUGUUACAUGUUUUUGGAUUUCUU
This is a messenger RNA of Pistacia vera, 3778 nucleotides long. Its product is annotated as probable phospholipid-transporting ATPase 5. The transcript is spliced from 11 exons. Gene Ontology annotation, biological process: phospholipid translocation. The coding region runs from base 64 to 3726 and encodes 1220 amino acids. The record is from RefSeq and is a predicted model, not a curated record. Lineage: Eukaryota; Viridiplantae; Streptophyta; Magnoliopsida; Sapindales; Anacardiaceae. Gene Ontology annotation, cellular component: plasma membrane. Gene Ontology annotation, molecular function: ATP binding; magnesium ion binding; ATP hydrolysis activity.